AUGCAAGUAUUUUCUUCUUUCAAGAUCAGUUACAUGUUUGGUGUGAAAGACCCUAUCCCUGGCGGGCUCCGUUCACGUGUGGUUUACAAGUUUGCAUUGUCAGGCAGUAAUGCCUCUUACGUCGGCGAAACGGUCCGGCAUUUUUCGACGCGUGUAAAAGAGCAUUUAGCCGGUGAUAGGGCCUCUCAAAUUUUCAAACACCUGCAAAAUUCUGGACAUUGUCGCUCCUUGUGUUCAGCAGAUUGUUUCAAUUUUUUGGAUCACGCCUCCACCAGUUUUCAACUUAAACACGGAGCGAGCCUAUAUAUAUCGAGGCUGAGGUGUUCAGCCUGCCAA
Porites evermanni is the source of this 336-nucleotide messenger RNA. NCBI's taxonomy places the organism in Eukaryota, Metazoa, Cnidaria, Anthozoa, Scleractinia, Poritidae. The record is from the annotation of a GenBank genome assembly.